Molecule: messenger RNA, 3225 nt
Organism: Cottoperca gobio
Lineage: Eukaryota; Metazoa; Chordata; Actinopteri; Perciformes; Bovichtidae
Gene: atg9a
Product: ATG9 autophagy related 9 homolog A (S. cerevisiae)
Exons: 12
Coding region: 1-1908 (635 amino acids)
Biological process (GO): piecemeal microautophagy of the nucleus; reticulophagy; autophagy of mitochondrion
Cellular component (GO): phagophore assembly site; autophagosome
Source: RefSeq, a predicted model, not a curated record
AUGUCAUCAUCCUUUGAGAUUCGGCAUCCCACAUUCAUCCUACCCCAAGGGGGAUCUCUGACAAGGGAGACACUGCAGAGAGACGGUGAAGGCUCUCUGUUUGAGAAUGAGUGGAGCCUGAAACCAGAGUACAAGAGAGGAGGUAACAGGCUUGAACUGGCAGACAGACUAGCAUCCCGUAUCCUGUGGAUUGGGAUUGCCAAUCUGCUGCUGUGUCCUGUCAUUCUGGUGUGGCAGAUUCUCUACGCCUUCUUUAGUUAUACAGAGGUGAUCAAGCGAGAGCCCGGUUCUCUGGGAGCGAGAUGCUGGUCUCUGUAUGGUCGAUGUUACCUGCGGCACUUCAAUGAGUUGGACCAUGAGCUCAUGUCACGCCUCAGCAAAGGCUACAAGGCUGCAUCCAAGUAUAUGAACUGUUUCCUCUCACCGCUGCUGACGGUAGUUGCCAAAAAUGUAGCGUUUUUUGCCGGGUCUCUCCUGGCUGUCCUCAUCGCCCUGACUAUCUAUGACGAGGAUGUUCUCGCAGUGGAGCACGUUCUCUCAUCCAUCACACUGCUUGGAGUGUGUAUCACAGUCUGCAGAUCAUUUAUCCCAGAUAAGCACAUGGUGUUUUGUCCUGAGCAGCUGUUGAGGGUUAUCCUGGCUCAUAUCCACUACAUGCCUGACCACUGGCAGGGCAAUGCACAUAGAUAUGAGACUCGUGACCAGUUCUCCCAGCUCUUCCAGUACAAAGCAGUUUUUAUUCUUGAGGAGCUGAUAAGUCCAGUGGUGACUCCCAUCAUCCUGAUCUUCUGUCUGAGGAGGAAGUCUCUGGAGAUCAUUGACUUCUUCAGGAACUUCACUGUGGAGGUGAUCGGGGUAGGAGACACUUGCUCCUUUGCCCAGAUGGACAUCAGGCAGCAUGGACACCCUGCGUGGUUGUCAGAGGGGAAGACAGAGGCGUCUAUCUACCAACAGGCGGAGGAUGGGAAGACGGAGUUGUCUCUGAUGCACUUUGCCAUCACCAACCCCCAGUGGCAGCCUCCUCAGGAGACCACACACUUCAUCAGCCAGCUGAAAGAGCGAGUUCACAGAGAAGCAACAGGGGCUCCUUCGGACACACAUCCACUCUCACUGUCCGAGUCUGAGCCGAGGAGCCUCAUUGCAAACUUCUUGGUGGGUCCCUCUACGUUGACCUCUGUUCAUUUCAACGGAGACGGCUCUUUGAUCAAUCAUGCAGCUGCUGGCUUAAGCGAUGGGGCAUCUGCUUUACGCUCCCUUUCCCCAGUCAGCAGCAGUCUUCACCUGAGAGGCAGCUUGAGUGCAGCUCACAGGGCUUCUGGCAACACUUCAACCAUGAGCAAAGCAAUGGCAGGCUCUGGGACGGAUGCCCGGACUGUGAGCUCAGGCAGCAGUGUAUGGGAGGGUCAACUCACCAGUUUGGUCCUGUCAGAGUAUGCGUCCACUGAGAUGAGCAUCCAUGCACUUUACAUGCAUGAGCUUCACAAGCAGCAGUCCCGUGGCGAGCUAUCCCGUCACACAUGGCACAGGCAGGACAGUGACGAAAGCAGUGACAGCGUCCCCGAUGAAGUAAGGAGCGAACCCAACCCUCACUCCAGACAUUUCCCUCGCUCACACACUUUCCCCACCACGGUUCCCAGUCCCAGUGCCAUUCCCACUUCAGCUUCAGCCAACAGCAGUACCACCCUGGGCCAGGAGAGGGCUGCAUCCUCACACAGCAGCAGCCAGCGGCGCUAUAGUGGACCUACCACAGAGUCCUUUGGUGCAGGGGGGAAAGUAGUGAAGUCAGCCCGUGGUGUGCCCAUGGGAGGGUGGGCAGAGGAGGGUCAGGCAGCGUCACGACAUCCUGAGCCACUACCAGAGGAGAACUCAGAGGAUGAUAUGCCUCCUCACAUACAGAAGAUUACAUAACCAAGCUAUGUGGAUAAGUAUCAGCGUCCCACCCUCCAUCGAUGUCCAAACACUCAUCCUCUUCUUCGAACAAACAUUUUCUCCAGGAUUGACCAUCUGAUCAGACACGGAUGAAGAUGGAUGUGUGCCAGAGUGGUGUCCCUUGUUGACUCCUACAAACACUUCAUUAGUAAAAUCAUCUGGACUGAUACCAACAUCAACCAUUAAAAGAUACUAUAUGACUUACUACAUGCCCAACAGGCAAACAGGGUAAACAUAGGAUCAAGUAAUUUCUAGAUUACGCUACGCUCUUUUAUAACGUCAAAAGAUUACAUAAUAAAAGUGCACGUGUUGCUGGGAUGUAAACAAAGAUUGUGAACACUUCAUCCUUUGCAAUAUGCCGCUAAUAUCGCUGUAGAAAAAUAAGUAACAAUUUGCUCACAAUGUGAUCACAAUAAUCCUGAUUGUGCUAUCUGUAUUGUUUCCCUCUUUUGCAAAACUGUGUUCAGAAAGAUGCUGGGUUAUUUUACCAGUAACAGGAGGUUAUGUAUCCUACCAUGUGCUCUGUGUUUCAGCUUGCAUUCUGCCUCUUCACCAAACACAUGAAGGCCUAAAAAAGUAUCAAAAUCAUCAGACAUGUUACUCCUUAGGGAUUUUUUUUAAUUACUUUUUGCAUGUAUUGCAUAACAGUUCAUGUAUAUUUUCAAAAAUGUUCGGAAACUUUAUCCUUUUUAAAAGAUAAUUCUACAGCGUAGCCCGGUAUUCUGCAGCACGCACACAUGCACUUUGUAAAUACAUUGUUUCAGAUUAUUUCACAGCAAUCAUUCAGAAUAUUCAAUUAAUCAAAUUAUAAGGCCAAUAUUUUUGUGAUGUGUAACUAGACGUGUUGCAUGCAAGCAAAUUUUAAUCUGAUUUAACCCAGUUUUUUUUUUGUUUUUACUAUUUUUUCAACAGACUUGCGAAAGGGAACACCAAACAAAUAAGGAUGUUUUAAGCAAAUAAUAUUGACGUAUGUGCCAUACAAAAAACCCUCAAGCACAAGUGCAUGACCAUCAGCUACACAUUCUUUUGAAGAGUUGUACACAAAAACAAAAAUAUAACCAUGCUCCAUAUCCUACUUAAUCACAGCAUGACUUUCCCUUGUCCUUCUGUCAUCAAGCCGCAAUUCUUUAUACAAAGAAUUAUGCACUUUAAUAAUCUGUUAAUUCAGAGGGUGUCACUUAAUUUGGAUUGUUUAUAUGUGUAUGUUUUCGUAUAUAUAUUUUUAAAUAAUUUUAUUUAUAAAAAGGGAUGUGCCAUGAUGAUUGACUGUUGUGAAUAAAGGUUUGGUUUACUGUU